Messenger RNA from Didymosphaeria variabile, 456 nucleotides. RefSeq lists its product as uncharacterized. Lineage: Eukaryota; Fungi; Ascomycota; Dothideomycetes; Pleosporales; Didymosphaeriaceae. Gene Ontology annotation, cellular component: membrane. The record is from RefSeq and is a predicted model, not a curated record. The coding region runs from base 1 to 456 and encodes 151 amino acids. The transcript has 2 exons. Gene Ontology annotation, molecular function: transmembrane transporter activity.
AUGGCGAUCGUCGGUUUCGUUGUCGCCGCCGCCUCGCUCAACACCGGGGCGCGCUACUUUGCCAUGAUUAUUAUGGUCGCUGGAGGGCAUGGUAGCAACUCUGUAUGUCUAGCAUGGACGCAGAAGACCUUGCUGCGUCCUCGCAUUAAGCGCGCCGCCGCCGUCGCUUUCGUCAAUGCUAUCGGCAACACCAGCCAGGUCUGGACCUCGUACCUAUACCCUGACCACAACGCCUCUCGUCACACCAUGGCUAUGAGUGUGAACAGUGCAUUCGCGCUGUUGGCCAUAAUCGCAGCUAUGUUCAUGCGCAUCGCCCUCCAGCGAGCCAACAAGCAGCUUGAGAGGGGCGAGAAGUCGGUCGCGGAGGCUAUGAAGGGACACGCGACGCAGGGUAUUAUGGGGCUUACGGAAGAAGAAAAUCGUGCGAGGAGGGAGAACUUUAGGUACAUUACCUAG